Molecule: messenger RNA, 2028 nt
Organism: Episyrphus balteatus (marmalade hoverfly)
Lineage: Eukaryota; Metazoa; Arthropoda; Insecta; Diptera; Syrphidae
Product: proteoglycan 4-like
Exons: 2
Coding region: 387-1901 (504 amino acids)
Source: RefSeq, a predicted model, not a curated record
AUCAAAUUCACAAAAAAACAAAUACAAGUCACCUAUAAAAAUAAUAAAAAAAAAAACAAAUCUACUACACAUGGAAAACAGAUGCCUAUGAAAUGCAGAUACAAAUAUAAGAGUAACCCUCUCUGGCUCUGCAUGAUUCUCUCUUGUCAUUUAGCUGAAUAGCUGACUAAAUGAAUUUGUAUGUGCGCCAGUAAAAACAACACGGUUCGCCAAACGGUAGACACAUAGACAUAUUCAGUCAUACAGCUAAACUCUUCUUGUGUGUUGUGUAGAGCCUCCUGUAGAGCAUUUUCAUUCAGUUUGUUAAAUUUUUGUUAUUAUCAUCACGAGUGUGUGAAUGUGCAUGCAAGUAUAUAUACCAACAUACAUAUAACAAGCAAUUUAAAAUGCAAAUAGUUAUGGACAUUGAUAUGGAAAAACGUAGCCUUCUGCUACGGGAUUUCCAAAAUGGACUUACACGUUUCCAGGCAAAUGCAAAUCUUAAAGAGAAAUUUGGUGAUUGUGUGGGGUAUGGGGUUCGAACUUGUGAACGAUGGUUUAACAAAUUCAAAAAAGGAGAUUUUGAUUUGACAGUAAAACCACGUGAUAAAUGCUAUAAGGAUAGAACGUAUUCAAAGAGAAAGAGACCAACAAAAGCAAUUAAAAAAGUUGAUGAAGUCACUUUUAAGCAACAACAACAACUAGAAACAACAACAGAAUUGCAACCUGAAGCUGCAAAGAGCAAUGAACAAAGUGCAAAUGUUGAAAGUUUACUUACAAAAAAGCGUGAACUAACUGUAUCUAAAGUUUCAGCUAAAAGUGGAGCUGCUGUUAAAAAACCUAGUACUGAACCGAAUAUAGUCACAAGACGACUUGUUAAAACUUCACUUCCGAAACUAAUACCUGUUAACGAUUCUCCAACUGCCGUACCAGCUGAAAUGCCUAAAUUAAGACCUCGGAGACCUCGAUCUCAAGGAAUUGAAAUUAAGCUCCCUGAUAGUGCGGCCAAGCGAAUGUCUCCUCAAACAUUAACAGAAAAUCAUAAUAUUGGAGGAGGGAAUAGGAGCUCAAAUAAGUCUGAAACAAUCAAGAACACUCCCACUAAAGGGUCCAAAGCGGUUACAGUUCAGUUUCAGAAUUUAUCCCCGGAAAUAGCAAAGAAUACAGUCUGUACAAAAUCUAAAGUUCAGAAUCGAACACCCAAAAACUCUGUUAACAAGAAUCCUAAAGUUGACAAUAACGGACAAGUAGUCAAACCCAGCCUUUUGAAGAGUCAAAAUCCAAUAACCAAAAGAUUGCCCCCCACAAAUGGGAUUUCGACAAAUCCCAAAGUUACUAACAAUCGACAAGUUGACAAAAGUCGUCUCUUAAAAAGUCAAACUCGAAUUACUCCUCAAGGAUUUGCCAAUACCGAUGGAAUGUUAAAAAUUACAAAUGUUGCUCACAUCGACAGCAUGAGCCCAGAGAAAAGAAAAGAACAAACAACUCCAGAUAAACGUUGCACACCUCCCCAGCAGACUCCCCUUUCGCCGUUAAAUAACCCAACGGGUGUUAUUUACCUUAAUCCACAAGAAAUAUUUCGAUCGAGUUUUGGCGGUUUUGGAAGUCUACCAUCGAAACGACAACUUCCCUCUGAGAAAUACUAUAAAAAUCCAAAACGAGUGUCACUACAACCAACACCACUUCCUCCGGCACCAAUGACAAUGCCAACUCCGCCGCCAGAAGAUUCUGUUGUACUUAGCGACAGCGAUGGGGAUGAUUUGGUUUUUCCUGAAAAUACUGCUCUGCCUGCACCAAAAAUAAAAACCGACACAUUUACAACAUAUUGGGAUUUGGAAAGUGGCAAACCAAUACCUAUAAAUGGAGAAGUGGAACCGGUUUUGCCCAAGGCUACAGUUCCCUCUAUUAUUGAAAUCGACUGAAAAUGGGAGUGAGAAAAAUGAUUGUUGACGAAAUCUAUUGUUUUCCAGCUAUUAAGUUAAAACAGGGUGUUUUUUGUGAUUCCUUAAAAAAGUGUUAUUUUUUGAAAUAAAGAUAAAUUUAAUCGUU